AUGCGUUAUCAGUGCACCGUACAGGUGAAGCUGGAGCUAGGCCACAGGGCACAGCUGCGGAAGAAGGUCACAGCGGAGGGCUUUACUCAUGACUGGAUGGUGUUUGUGCGAGGUCCAGAGGCAUGUGACAUCCAGCACUUCGUGGAAAGGGUUGUCUUCCGACUUCAUGAGAGCUUCCCAAAACCCAAGAGAGUGUGCAAGGAGCCUCCUUAUAAAGUGGAAGAGUCUGGUUACGCUGGGUUCCUCAUGCCAAUUGAAGUCUAUUUCAAGAACAAGGAGGAACCAAAGAGAGUGUGUUUCAAUUAUGAUCUUUUCCUGAAUCUGGAGGGCAAUCCACCCGUCAACCAUCUGCGCUGUGAAAAGCUCACGUUUAACAAUCCCACCCACGAGUUUCGUCGCAAGCUGGUCAAGGCUGGUGGGGUAAUAGUUGUCCCCGAAGGAGCAGAAAUGAUGCCUAGACCCAGCCCAGAUUAUCCAAUGCUCCCCACCAUUCCUCUCUCUGCCUUCUCUGAUCCCAAAAAGAUCAAAUCAUCCCAUGGAAUAAAAGAACCAAGUAAAGAUGUUGGGGGUGGGAGUGGCAAAGGACAGAAGCCCCAUAAACCAGCCAAAGAGCAUCGGGAGCGCACGCGUAAAACCUCUGAGAGCAAGGCCCCUUCGAGAGAGAGCGACCGCGAAGGAGCCAAGGCCGUAGGAGACUCGUCCUCCUCCUCUUUCUCCUCCUCCAAGAAGGUGGUGGAGGGCAGGGGGAAAGAGGAUGGCAGGUCUCAGCCCAAAGCUGCCUUCAAAGAGCCCAAGCUCACUCUCAGAGACCCUAAGAUGGAGGCUGCGUCCCCAAAAGGCGGAGGAGGAGGUGGAGGAGGUGGACAGCUAGAAACCAGAGCUCCAAGCAAACGACCCUCUUCUGUUACAGAGUCUCCACGACUCAGCACCAAGAAGCAGAAAAGGGCAGGUUCAGAGGCACCAAAAGGAUCCGCCAACACGGGCUUCAACAGCAACUCUCCUCGCGUCUCCUCCACAACCACAACCCCCGCCUACAACGAAAAGAAAGCACCCAAAGAGAAAGCCCACUGGGCUAAAGUGAGAACGGACGUGCAGGAGGUGAAGAGGCAGCCAGAGUCGGAUGAGUCAAACUCAGAGGAUGAGGCCUCGUCAAAAUCUGAGUCGGCACCUUCCAGUCCAUCCAGCUCCAGUUCAGACUCCAGCUCUGACUCUGACUUUGAGCCAUCGCAGAAACAAGGCCAGGGCCCUCUGCGUACUAUGGUGGAGGACCUGCAUUCGGAGGGAUCUGAUGAUGACAGCAGCUCAGAGGUGGAGACACCCAUGAAGACAACUCCACCCAACCAGGACUCUCGUUUGAGCAUGGACAGUGAGAGUGAUGGUGUCGAGGAGUCUCGCCCUCCCAGCCAAGAGGCUCCUUCUCCCCCCUCGAAACUCAGCACAGCAAACUUUAAGAUGAUGGGGAAAAAGAGCCCAGAUUCUUGCACCCGAUCAGAGAAGAUGCUGAAGAAGGGAUACGACAAGGCAUACACAGAGGAGCUGGUGGAUCUUCAUCGCAGAUUAAUGGCUCUGAGGGAAAGGAACAUUUUACAGCAGAUUGUGAAUCUCAUCGAAAAGACUGGCCAUUUUAAUGUCACCAACACCACCUUUGAUUUUGACCUUUUCUCAUUGGAUGAAUCAACGGUGCGCAAAUUACAGAGCUACCUGGAAGCCACCUCCACAUGACAGAGGGAACCUCCAUGCCCGUCUCUUAAUGUUCCUCAUUUGGCAAGGCCUUCGAACGGACGCAGAGGCAAAUGGACAGGUAUUGAAAGCAGUAUAUAAAUGCACAGAGAAAAAAAAAACACAUUAUACUGUAACAAAGAUAAAGAACAAGAAGACCAGGAGCUUUAAAGGGGCAGUAUUCAAGGUCAGGUACACAAAGACAUCUCUGAUUAUUGCACUAAAGGAUACAACCAAUGGCCACAAUACUGUCCAAAAACAAACAUCAUCUCUCCAGAAUCGUUGCAGAUGAUAACUCCUUACAGCGAGCAGGUACAUAAGUCAACCCUUUUGCCCCAAAGCUGAAAGCACUAGCAGCAGUUGAACUCUUGCUUGUGUCGCAAAGGGCUUUGUAAAAGGGAAUUGUGUGAUGUAGUGUGCCUGUGACUUCUUCUGCUUUAGUGUUGAUGACUAUACAGUGUAUUUGUUCCCACAAAGCUAUUCCUGCAACUGCUGAAAUAAAAAAAACAAAACAAAACAAAACAAAACAAAACAAACAAAAUUCCUGUGUGUGGCCCUUCAAGCUCCGCUGAGGGUCGCAGCAACACUUUUCAGCUCUCUGCUCUUGUAGUGCCUUCUCAAAAUACAAUGUUGUCUCAGUAUCAACCAGGUAUUAGUAUAUCCAAACAUGCUUAAUUCAAGAACCAACCUCCAAACCCAACUUUUUGUAUACCCAACAUCCACAUGGACAGAGAGUCUGAGAACAAAAAAUUGACCCCUUUCUUGUGUAAGCUCCCAUUCAUUAUCCUCAAUGCCUGACGAAUGGUUGGCAAGAUGAAGGGUUUAUUUUGCCUUUAGUUUUGUUCCAUUUAUUUAUGUAACUUUGCACUUUUUGCUCUGGUCACUUCAGUUCUUUGUAAUUGUCAGAAAACUAUAUUUAUGAAUUUUUUUUACAUAAUGACUUGCAAAAAUGUAUAGAUUUUUGUCAAUGUUUUAAAGGCCUCUUAAAUGUUACCCUAUUGAUAACAAAAUCAAUAGAGAAAUAAUGCACAUAGAAUUAAGGGGAUAUGUGAUCUCCUUUAUUCCAAUGGUAUAAAUGAGGGGUUACAUGAUCUACAUGGUUAACACAGUUCAAGUACUGUAUGUUUUUUUUUGUCUGAUAUUGUUUGAAGAAAUUGCUUUUCUUGACUAAACAAUAUUGUUCUCUUGUUUCAUUUGCUCAUAGUUUGACGCAAAGGUUAGUGGUAUUUCACAAAGAGUGAGGGACUAGAUAGUUGGCUGUCUUUUAUGAGUAUGUUUCUUAGUUGGGCUCACCUGAUAUGUAAUCUGCCAACGUCCACAUGUAAGACUGAGGAUAUGUUGCCGUGGUCUGUUUCUAAGCAAACGUGACGUGGAAGAGCCUGAUUACGUUUAGAGAAAAACUUUUUGACGGCCUGCCAACAGACCCACCCUGCUUUGUUAAGUACCCCUUGGUUGUAACAUAGAGUUACAAAGGAAACACAAUCUCCUGUGGUGUUACUGUGGGGAGAGUAUGCAGAUGUGUCAUUAUGUGUCCUUUAUGUGCAAAUAAUGGGUUGACAAUAGAACAUUGUAAUAGGACCUCUUCUGUCUUCAUUAAAUCCAACAAACUUGGUAAAAGAAAACAAGACUAUUAAAUCUUGUGAGAUUUCAGGUCAUCAUAGCUAUCAUUAUCAAUAUGAAUAGUUGUUAUGGUCAAUAAAGUCAUUUGAGUUUUACAAUCUUCUGUCAAUAUUCUCUCUUCUGUGUAUAUUAUUUGGGGCUGUUAGCUAGCAAUAAAAUCAGUGUUCUCUCCAGUGAAUACAAGUUCAAAUACACCAAUAAUACAUUUACAAAAGGUUAAAAAAAAAGGGUUCUUUUAUAGCACCUUGCAUGUUCACUGUAUCCAUGUGCAGAACUGUGCCUUCUCAAGCUGUUUAACCUAACAAAGCUCUUUUUGCAGUCUGGGUAAAAGUCAAAUUCCCUCUGUGUAAGCUAUCUAGGUUAACAUUUUGUAACUCUUUGCACAGGUUAUGCAUGUAUAUGUUUUU
Chanos chanos (milkfish) is the source of this 3746-nucleotide messenger RNA. RefSeq names its product MLLT1 super elongation complex subunit b (gene mllt1b). The transcript is spliced from 11 exons. The record is from RefSeq and is a predicted model, not a curated record. Bases 1 to 1722 code for a protein of 573 amino acids. Gene Ontology annotation, molecular function: chromatin binding. Gene Ontology annotation, biological process: positive regulation of DNA-templated transcription. Gene Ontology annotation, cellular component: transcription elongation factor complex. NCBI's taxonomy places the organism in Eukaryota, Metazoa, Chordata, Actinopteri, Gonorynchiformes, Chanidae.